GGCCGACCGGCAGCAGCGAGCGAAAACCUUUGAUCGGCCUUCACAAUAAUCACCAAACCACUCGAUUAUUUCCGCUUCUAAUAUCCGUCUCGCAUCUUCGCCGAUGCAGUACCUGAAUAUCGCUAUUUGAUACCAUCUCGGAUAUUCAUCUAACGCGCUCAGCGUAGCAAAAUCCAUCCAUCUCCCUUUCUACACCCUCCAGCAAUCCGGUAAUAUGCUUUCUAUCACUUGUAGAGGAUACGACAAUGAAACCAACGUUUGUGCAUCAAAUACGAUCGGGGUUUGAUUGAUUGCCAUGCGUAGUUGGGCUGGCCUAUGUUCCAUUCGCUUUGGCAAUCAUCUUGCUUCGCUUCUUCGUGAACGUACCUUGCAGACUAUCCCUGGAGAUCGUUCACUGACAAAUAUAUAUUAUAUUAUCUCACCUACCUGUGGUGGCGACUUUGAAAGCAUUAACCGCAAAUUAUUUGACUCGUUAGCCAGUGUCGUGGACCCCAAUCGGUUCAUCGUCUAUCCUUUGACGAAGAAGGAUUUCUAUGCACAUUUGUGGCAGUCUUCUUCUAGAUUAGCGGUCAUUUUUGAAGACCCUGAAAAUGAGCGUUGCCCACUUGACUUCUCCAAAGAAUAUGACCUGAUAAGCGAAUUUAUUGCGGAUGGUGGACAAGUUCUGCUCAUGCUGAAGAAACCCGUGACAUCGCUUAACCUAGGUCCCACUACUCUUGGCAAUGCAUUGUGGUCAAGAUCGCUGGCGAGAUCUACCGAUCUUGGUGGUUGGCAUUGGCGGCUUCGUGACUGUGGCGCAACACAGUCUUCAAAUCAAACUGUGCUACUCGGCGAAACUAUGUUGGAUUCGAGACUGGUGACUAAGUUGGUCGUUCUCUCCAUUGAACCUAAUGGUCCAACUUUCGAAGUUUUUCACGAUUCCUUGGAGCAUUUGGAGAUCGAUCGUGUUCCAGUCAAUGGCAUUCACCCCAGUGAGGAAUUUCAUAAUCCCGUUGGAACUCCUUCCAACCCGAUUCCCUUGUAUUCCCCUAUCUUGUGGCCCGAACAACGCAAUUUGUUAGAUUUACUGAUUCCCCCAAACGAGGUUGUACAGUUGGGAUUCGGCACCCACUUCAUAUUGCACCGCUUCACAGAAUUAGACGAUCUCCCUCCGAAAUUUGCCUGGAGUGAUUACGUGGACACAUUGAAGACUCGAAACUUGGGUCGAACAAUGAUUUGGACCGAAACUAUGGAGUCGAGUUGGGACUUCUGUCUGAGCCUUGUGAAGAACCUACCAGCGGAUUCUGGUGUGUUGGUUGUUUCGAAUCAACAGACAAGUGCCAAAGGUCGUGGUGACAACAAGUGGAUUUCCCCCUUUGGACAAGCCUCCUUCACCUUUCACUUAACGCUAACCAACCCGCUUUCAUCCAACAUCGAACCACAACAGCCCUUUUCGAACUUCGUGACAUGCUUGCAGCAUCUUGUCGCGUUAAGUGUGGUUCUAGCCUGUAGGCAGCUGAUUGCUGAACAACUUCGUGGCUCAUGUGAUGAUACUACCAAUGCGGACGAGGAGUUUCUAUGCGUAAGUGUUCCGUUUCAACAUGACACGGUCUUGUGCAAGAGGUUCUUCAAUUCAUCGCUUCUGGACUCCGACCGUUUCCACUGUAACCAAGGCACCCUAGAGACACUUGCUUUGCCUGUAUACGGUAUUCAUCUCCAAGAUCCACAGCAUAACCCACUGUGCUGGUGA
Molecule: messenger RNA, 1729 nt
Organism: Dicrocoelium dendriticum
Lineage: Eukaryota; Metazoa; Platyhelminthes; Trematoda; Plagiorchiida; Dicrocoeliidae
Source: the annotation of a GenBank genome assembly